Messenger RNA from Poecilia reticulata (guppy), 3485 nucleotides. Its product is annotated as forkhead box protein O1-A. Gene Ontology annotation, molecular function: DNA-binding transcription factor activity, RNA polymerase II-specific; RNA polymerase II cis-regulatory region sequence-specific DNA binding. Gene Ontology annotation, biological process: regulation of transcription by RNA polymerase II. Gene Ontology annotation, cellular component: nucleus. Lineage: Eukaryota; Metazoa; Chordata; Actinopteri; Cyprinodontiformes; Poeciliidae. The record is from RefSeq and is a predicted model, not a curated record.
AUUGCUCAGAUUUUGAAACGCAUUGAAAACGGAAAUGAACUAACCUACACUUUAUUACAUGGUUCAAAAAAUGUUUUAUUUCUCGUAAAUUUAUAAAUCUUAAAACAAAGAUCCGAUUUGUACGUGAUUCAUCAACAAUCACCAUAAGAACGCGUCUCAAGUUGCGGAGUUGUAAAUAUCGAGCCUACGAGCGGACCGUGAAGGCAUCACCAAACUCUUCUGCCAGGCUACUUGUUAAUCCUGACAGAGCGGCAGAGUUCAGAGUUACCGAUGCAGGAAGGUGUGAACUUCAGUCCAAAGCCAGCGCAAUAUCUUUGUCGGAUAAACUGGACACUUCUGUUUACUUCUGUGGUUCCACCAGUGGACGCAGCGUCCACUUUUCAAUUUGUAAGUCCUAUUUUUUUCCUUUUUCUAUACUUUUAUAUGUGCGCGUUGAUGUGAAGGGCAGCACCGGUGUGACCCAGACAUGGCUGAGGCGCCCCCACCACAGGUACAGCCUGUCGAUAUUGACCCGGACUUUGAGCCCCUGCCCCGCCCGCGGUCCUGCACCUGGCCCCUGCAUCGCCCGGAGCUCGUCGACCCCGCCGGGUCCAACACAUCCUCCCCGGCGCCGUCAGUGCAGCAGGAGUCCGGAGGAAACGCGGAGUUCAUCAGCAGCCUCGGCUUGUUGGAAGAGAACUAUGAAGAAUACGCAGAGGAUAAAACACAUUGCCAUGUUUUUCACCACCACCACCAACAUCAUCAUCAUCUGCAGCAGCAGCAGCAGCAGCAGCUGCCGGGUCCCCAGCUGCCGCCUCAGCAACAGGUGUCCCCUUCAGGGGUCCCAGCCUUGGGCGCCUCCGGUCAGAGGAAGAUCAGCUCGUCCCGUCGCAACGCCUGGGGUAACAUGUCCUACGCUGACCUCAUCACCAAAGCCAUAGACAGCUCACCUGAGAAGAGGCUGACCCUGUCUCAGAUCUACGACUGGAUGGUGAAGAGUGUGCCCUACUUCAAGGAUAAGGGAGACAGCAACAGCUCUGCGGGCUGGAAGAACUCCAUCCGACACAACCUGUCACUGCACAGCCGCUUCGUGCGUAUACAGAAUGAAGGAACGGGGAAAAGCUCCUGGUGGAUGCUGAAUCCUGAAGGAGGAAAGAACGGAAAGUCGCCUCGACGCAGAGCCGUCUCCAUGGACAACAACAACAAAUUUGUCAAGAGUAAAGGAAGAGCCACAAAGAAAAAGAUGUCUUUACAGGAAGGCAUGGAGGGGGAAGGAAGCAGCCCAGGCUCCCAGUACUCCAACUGGCUGGGAAGCCCAAACUCCCACAACAACGAGGACUUUGAAGCCUGGAGCUCGUUCAGAACCCGCACCAGCUCCGACGCCAGCACUCUAAGUGGACGCCGUUCUCCGUUUCCCUCUGAGCAGGAGGAUCUCGUGGAGUCUGACGGACACAUGCUGUUCCCCGCCACGUCUGGGACCAAGAUAACCUCCAGCCUUCCCAGCCUGUCCGAGGUGUCUGGAUCCAUGGGCCAACACGGCUCAGAAAGGGUCAUGGAGAGCUUGCUGGACAACCUCCACUUGCUGUCUCCUAAAGCCCCCCAGCACGGCUCGGACUCGCCGCGUUCCCCAAACACCGCCAGGCUUCAGAGCGGCUCCUACGGUUCUCCUGGCCUGAGCCAGGACUACAGUAAGUGCAUGUACAGCCAGGUGAGGCUGAACUCUCUGUCGCCUGUUCCCAUGCAGACACUUCCGGAGAACAAGCCUGGCUUUGGAGGUUACGAGAACCAGUACAUCUGUCCAGCAGGACUCCUCAAAGAGCUACUGACCGCUGACGCAGGCUCCAGUAGAGACAUAAUGCCUCCCAGUGACAGAAGGGUGUCUGACACUGGGAGGGUAAGUAGUCUCAUGUCCGCUUACAGCAGUCACAACCAUAUAGCGAGUCAUCCUGGUAUUAAAAUAAUUACCCCUCCUCAGAGUCACCCAGGUCUACACGUAAACCCACAAUCUAUACAUAGCCAAGGUCCUGCUCCCUCAAGAGACUUGAAUAGUUGCAACAUGAUACCCUUGACUAGCCUGACUACUGUCUCAGGGGCUCCGCAACGACUGAACAGGCUGAGGACUUGCAUGCAGCCUCCGCAAGGACAUCUAGGACACACUAAUGACUUUCCAGCGAGCUACACCAACAGCUACAAGGAACUGAACUUGGUUCACCCUCACAGCCAUCAUCAGGAGCGGCUACCCAGCGACCUGGACAACAUGCCCAUCGAGAGGCUGGAAUGUGACCUGGAGUCGGUCCUUCAUGACACCCUGAUGGACGGCGGGGCGCUAGACUUUAAUUUCGACCCUGCAGCUGGGUUUCCCCAGAGAGUGAAGAGCACCUCGCACAGCUGGGUGUCUGGUUAGGAUUUGUCAGUGGAAGAAAAAGAGGAGGAAUUAGUGCCGCCUUGGAUGGUAGCAUGCAAGGGAAAUGUGUAAAUAUAGAAAUUGUUCUUCUCUAAGAACGAUUAAGAAAAGCCUGCCUCUACUGUUUAAUAUUUAAGACUAAAGCUGUAUAAUUAGCAUCCUGUCUUAGAGAUUAAAGCCAUUAUGAAAUGAGAUGUUGAACUGUUAGGAAGACAUUGUUGCAUAAGCCAAUAAAUAAAACUUGUUUUUUUGUUAAAAUUGAAAAUAUAGUUAUUUUUUUUUACUGUAACAUAGAAAAAGUCUGAAGACUUUUCAUUCUGACCACCACAGUGAGGUUUAGAGUGUUCUGUUUAGCACAAAAGUUCAAAAUUUAAAGUAGCAUAAAAACUUAUUACUGAACUUUUUACAGGCUUUUAUUUACCAAUAGAUGAUGGUGAAAUUUAGCUAUAGAUCUUUAAAGGUUAAGGACCCAGAUGUGUGUAGAGUAUAUUUAAGAAGUUUUAGCACAAUGGUAAAGUUUGUCUUAAAUUUAGGGGAAAUCACCAGAAUAUCAAAGUAAUCAAAUUUUUAAAUAGCAAAACAAAAGAAAUGGAGUUAAGCUGGACAUCUUUACGAUCUUUUCUGAGCCAGUUAGGAAGAUGUAACCCAACAUCAUUCUGCCCAGACACGAUAUUAGAGUGAAAUGUUUCUGAAUCCAUAAUCUCCUCCUUCAAGCUGCUGUCACACUGUUUCUUAUUUUUCCAUCGGGAUGAAGGAUGUAAAUAUUAGUGUGAUGCUGCAUAAGCACAGAGUAUGUUGCCUUUGCUCAGAUUUCACUGUCUUGUUCUUUUUCUUCAGUGCCAGAUAACGCCCUGACCAUCUAGAGAUGAAAGUCUGAUUCACUGUACGCAGUUCAUAAAUUGUUCCUGAGUGGUCAAAUGAGCAGAAAUACUCAAAAAGAAAUAAGUCAGAGCCUCCUCUAGUUGGCGCCACUUCCAGUGUUUGGCAUACCAAAUAGUAAAUCUUCACCAGCGCAGACAGAGCUUCUGCACAUCAUGUCAGGUAAUGAUUAGGUAACAUUAUUAUUGGCUCAGUGCUGCAGAAUAUGUAUUUUACACUAAUA